AUGAUGGAGACGCCAAUGAAGAGGUGCCUGACGACGUUCGACCUGGCCUUCCUUGGGAUCGGCCACAUGAUCGGUGCCGGUAUUUACGUGCUGACCGGUACGGUGGCGAAGAACAUGGCCGGACCGGGCAUCGUUCUGUCGUUUCUGUUUGCCGGCAUCGCGUCGUUCCUGUCCGCCCUGUGUUACGCUGAGUUUGGCGCCAGGGUGCCGAAAGCCGGCUCCGCGUACAGUUACACGUACGUCACAGUCGGCGAGUUGUGGGCUUUCGUGGUCGGCUGGAACAUCAUCUUCGAACACAUGCUGUGUGCUGCCGCUGUCGCCCGAAGCUGGUCGGGCUACAUGGACUCGAUGCUUGGUCACAUCAUCUACAACCAGACUAACGGUCAGCUGGGUGUUCUGCACAUUGGCAUGUUCGACGUACAGCCGGAUCUGGUGUCUUUCAUGAUCGUGGUGCUAGUCUGUUUGUUCCUUGGUAUAGGUGCCAAGUGUUCGACGGUCACAAAUACCGUUCUCACGGUGCUCAACGUCUUUGUCAUUUGUUUCGUCGUCGUAUAUGGCCUGAUUCUGGCUCGACCUGAGUACUGGACACAGAAGGACAACGGAGGAUUUCUACCGUACGGCAUGUCUGGUGUGUUCGUCGGAGCCGCGAGUUGUUUCUUUGCCUACGUUGGGUUUGACAGCAUCGCGACAGCUGGUGAAGAAGCGAAAAACCCAAACCGCAGCAUCCCGAUGGCCACUUUCAUUUCUUUGUCUACAGUAACCGUCGCCUAUAUGCUCAUGGGAGGAGCGCUGACCAUGAUGAUACCGUAUUAUGAUAUACAUCAUUCGUCAGCUUUCACAGACGCGUUUGAGCAGCGCGGCAUCACGUGGGCCAAAUACGUAAUAGCCAUUGGUGCCCUGAGCGGUAUGACCACGUCCCUGAUUGGAGCACUGUUCGCUCUACCGCGCUGUGUCUACGCAAUGGCCGCUGACGGCUUACUGUUUCCUUUCCUGGCACACAUCAGUACCAAAACACAGACUCCGACAAUAGCCAUGGCCAUCUUUGGAGGGGUGACAGCUGUUAUCGCUCUUCUGUUCGACGUUGACACGUUAGUCGAGUUCCUGUCGAUCGGCACACUCAUGGCGUACACGAUCGUCUCCUGCUGUGUCAUCAUUCUUCGCUACCAGCCUGCCGCCAAACUCCCGUCUGCUACGACAAUAAAGGAGUCUUCCGGCGCCUCAGCUAUUACCUCGCCGCACUCAGAAAGCGAUGCCCUCGUAGAGCCGGAGGGUGGAAAGUUGAAGAAACGAUACGCCUUCCUAAGUCCAUACCUCGGUAGAUUUCUGCCCGGCAAAGUCGUCACGUACAGCGUAGCCACGCAGAUGGUCAUCAUGAUGCUUUUUUCUUGUACAAUCUUCCGAUGGAGCAAACUGUUGGGCAAUCUGUGGACAGCGGUCAUCGGCAUUGCCACAGCGGUUGUGAUGCUCAUCUGCUUGGGUCUCAUCAUGGUUCAUGAUCAGAACUCAGUACCGUUAGCGUUCAAGGUAAACGCUUUCACUAAUCUUCCGUCUUUUCCUUUUUUAAUCAAAAGUUUUACUCUUAUCAAACAAAGCGAAUACACUCGUAUAACAGUUAGCAACUUUCGCAUUCUAAUGACAAACAGCUGCUAUAUUUUUGUUUCAAAGACAUAUGAAUUGCUCGGCAUUUGGAAGGGAAAAGAAUGGCAGAAGGACCCCCCAGUUUUCGUUUCUACAAGCAAAUAUUUUACCGUCAAUAAUUCCUUCAUAUCGGCAUUGAUUUGA
Messenger RNA from Soboliphyme baturini, 1782 nucleotides. NCBI's taxonomy places the organism in Eukaryota, Metazoa, Nematoda, Enoplea, Dioctophymatida, Soboliphymatidae. The record is from the annotation of a GenBank genome assembly.